Messenger RNA from Lycium ferocissimum, 1499 nucleotides. RefSeq names its product cyclic dof factor 1-like. Gene Ontology annotation, molecular function: DNA-binding transcription factor activity; DNA binding. The record is from RefSeq and is a predicted model, not a curated record. Gene Ontology annotation, biological process: regulation of DNA-templated transcription. The transcript is spliced from 2 exons. Lineage: Eukaryota; Viridiplantae; Streptophyta; Magnoliopsida; Solanales; Solanaceae. The coding region runs from base 147 to 1352 and encodes 401 amino acids.
AAAAAAGAAGAUAAAAGAUUGUUUCCAUCUUACCAUCUUUCGAAAAAAAAAAAAAAAAAAACUCAACCAACAAAGAAACACAAACAGAACCAAAGUACUUUGUGUAAAAGCAAAAACAGAGAAGAAUAUCAACAAGUCAUAUUGAUAUGUCUGAAGUUCGAGACCCUGAGAUUAAGCUGUUUGGUAAAACAAUUGGUAUGACACGAGAAACCAAUUGUAUUAAUCUUCAUGAUUAUCAUACAAGCUUCUCUCCUCUUUCAACUGCUUCAUUUGAUGAUAAGAUCACUUCACAAGGAGAAUUUACACAAAGCAAACAAGAUAAUGAACUUGUCGAUCCAACUGCAGACUCGUCGGUUGAACCAGAAGCAUCAUCUGGUAUAAUCGAUGACCUGAAGAUGCAGGACACAGAUAAAGAAGCAUCAUCACCAAAAUCAAUCGAGGAGGAAGAUUCGAGUGUGGAGGAAAAGACACUCAAGAAGCCUGACAAAUUAGUUCCAUGUCCACGAUGUAAUAGCAUGGAAACAAAGUUCUGUUAUUAUAACAAUUACAACGUCAACCAGCCCCGUUAUUUCUGCAAGAACUGCCAGAGAUAUUGGACAGCUGGAGGAACAAUGAGAAAUGUGCCUGUUGGUUCUGGUCGCCGAAAGAACAAAAAUUCUUCAACUUCAAAUUAUCAUCAUGGAAUGCACCUUCCUGCUUUAAGGCCAAAUGGGACUGUCCUUACAUUUGGAUCAGAUAAAGUACCCUCUAGUGAUUCAAUGGUUUCCGUACUAAACCUAGCUGAGAAAGAAAUUGGGAGUGAUCAAUCAAAUGGACCUUGUAGUACAGCUUCAAGUGUAACUGAACAAGAACAAAAUUCCAGUACUGAUUGGAAGAAUUCCCAGGCAUUUCCUCCUCAAGUACCUUAUUUUCAAGGCGCUCCGUGGCCUUAUUCUGGCUUUCCGGUAUCAUUCUAUCCAGCAACACCCUACUGGGGUUGCACAGUAGCAAACCCUUGGAAUGUACCGUGGCUUUCGUCUGAUCAAUCUGCCCAGAACACCUGUCCCACUUCACCGACGUUAGGGAAACAUGCUCGGGACAAUCCAUCACAAUCAGGGAGAGAAGGAGAGAGAUGUGUACUGAUUCCUAAGACGUUAAGGAUUGAUGAUCCAAAUGAAGCGGCUAAAAGUUCUAUCUGGUCAACACUAGGUAUCAAGAACGAAAAGAUCAAUUCGGUUCGUGGGGCAACACUCUUCAGGGCCUUUAAUCCAAAAGCUGAUGAGAGAAACCAUGAAUCUGAUGCUUCUUUAGUCCUGCAAGCUAAUCCUGCAGCCUUGUCUCGAUCACUUAAUUUCCGCGAGUGCACACAAUAAGUGAGAGUUCUUUAAGGUAUAAGAAUUUAUAGUUUUGCAGUAUGCGUACCUUGUACAUAAACCUGUAGAGUUUUAAUAGAUAGAGAUAAUAAAAUGCAGCCAAAGUUCUGACUGACUUCUGAUAUUGGUAGUUUUUUGUUCUGGAUA